UGUAAUCGCGAGAGCAACGUAAAAGUAAACAAUAUGGCCGGUGUACGAAGUACAUCGGUACAAGCAAACGGCACUGCUUAAUAAAUCAAUAUUUCAACUAUGUAUCGCAAUACUAUGUAGGCAUGUUUAAAUGUAUUUAAAUAGGCGGACUGACUAAUUUUCCCUUGAAAAUCGAAUUUCCCUCGUCGCAAUGUCUUCUGAAAAGAUCCUUUAUCGACUCGACCAGCCUCAUGGCACUGGCAAUAUCUAUAUUGCUUGGCGUCCUGGAAACAGCACCCAUCUGGCUACCACAGGUUGUGAUUCAACAGUUGCCAUUUUUGAUAGACAAGGUGAUAUUCAGGAACGAAUAUCAAUUCCUGGAUUAUGUACUGGUUUUGGUUGGGACUCAGAUGGAGAUUUGCUGGCAAUAAUAGCACAGAAUUCGUCAAGCAUAAUUCUAUGGGAUGCGACAACUGGAAAAAAGUCCCAGAUAGAUGCAGGUGUCAGAGAUGGAUUGAGCUGCAUGAUGUGGGCAAAGAAGAGUUGUUUGUUAGCAAUAGGGACACAAAAAGGAAAUCUGAUACUUUAUGAUCAUAUAAAUGCCAAACGAAUACCUAUUUUGGGGAAGCAUAAGAAGCGUAUUGUGUGCGGUGCAUGGUCAGUAGAUGGUCUUCUUGCCUUGGCAAGUGAAGAUAAAGUUCUAACUAUCAGCACAAUUGAAGGAGAUACACGCCGUGAAAUAAGUCUUCAAGGUGAUCCGUCUCAUCUGCAAUUUAGUGAAAUGAAAAUGGACCAUAGAAUAGGCGGUGAAAAUACAGUAUCCCUUAUUGUUAGCAAGACAACAUUAUUCUUGUACAAUAUUCUGGAUCCAGAGAAUCCUAUUGAAUUGGCCUUUCAGAAACGUUAUGGCUCAAUCGUAACUUAUAAAUGGUAUGGGGAUGGUUAUAUACUAGUAGGUUUUGAAGCUGGAUUCAUCAUAGCAAUAUCGACACAUAUAAAAGAAGUGGGUCAAGAAUUGUUCCAAGUAAAGAACCACAGAGACUCUCUAAUGGAUAUCGCGUUGAGUCAUGCGGUAGGAAAGGUAGCCACUUGCGGUGAUAGCACGAUCAAAGUGCACAGCUUGCAGAGUCUAGAGGAGACCGAGACGUUGAUCUCAGUGACCAACGAAACUGGAGUCAGCAAUAUCGAAUGGUCGACGGACGGAACGAUGCUGGCGGUUGUCACUUAUAUCGGCAACAUUUUGAUCUACUUGAUAGAGAUUCCAAAGUUGACUAGCGUUUGCGGCAACAGGAUAGCGUUAUUAACGAGUCUGAUGGAAGUAGCUGUGCACCUUUACACAUUAGACAAGGAUAAGCCGAGUCCGCAGAUAAUCAAUACCAUAAUAGAACCGUCGAUAUUAGCAGUGGGUCCGAUUCACGUAGCAGUAGGAUUGAACAAUAGAGCACUCUUCUGGGAUUUGUCUAUAAGCCAUUACGAUAAGAUACACUUCGAGAGAGAUUAUCUGGCCACAAUAGACAGCAUGUGUCUGAACGAAACGUACGUGUCGGCGUUGUUCGACGGGAAGCUGCAGUUGCACACGAUUAAAUCUGAUCAGACGUUAACGAAUGAUGGAAAAGACACAAAGAUGUUUCCGGACUCGAAUUCUACUCACAGUAGAAUAACGUGUCAUGCCCUUUGCUCGGAUUUUUUGGUUUAUGGUAAUGACAUGGGCCACAUCGUUUACUUUUACUUAGAGACGUUCAACCAGUGUACUGAAUUUAUACAUAACAAUGGCAUAAAGGAGUUAUAUUUGGACGCGAAUGGAACGCAAUUGUGUUUUGUCGACAAUAAGUCGGACGUUUACGUAUUCGAUCCGAUAAACGAAGCAGCCAUUGUAGUGCCUGACUGCCCAGAUAACAUCAACGGUAUUCUUUGGGAUCAGAACAUAUUCGAACGUGCUAUAUUUGCGAUAUACAAUAAAAGCAGCAUCGUGACGUACAUUUUUGUAAAAUACUUCGUCGAAGGUACCAAAAUAAUAAAGAUAAAUACUACAAAGUUACCAUCGGAAUCAGUGCCUUUAUUGAUGUACUCGGGAGAGGUGACAUUAAGUACAACGGGUAGCAAGUUGAUACAAAUAACGUUAGCUUCUCACGAAGAAGUGGGAAAUAUCGUGGAGUCUAAAAAGAUCAACGAGAUUUUGAACAAUCAGAUUCUAUGUAGACGUUUUCAACAAGCGUGGAACAGCUGUGAGAAAUUAAACGAGAAAGACGCCUGGCUAAAACUGGGGCGAAGCGCUAUCGCGAACUUGAAUAUUGAAUUCGCUAUUCGUGUAUAUCGGCAAAUAGAAGAUGCCUCAAUGGUAUGGACGUUGCAAAAUAUGGAGGAUAUAGACGAACUGGCGUUGCUGUGUGGUCAAGCUUGUAUACUACUGGGAGAUUAUAACGAAGCUGAAAAAUAUUUUCUACAGUCUUCCGAACCCGUGCAGGCCUUGUACUUGAGAAGGGAUUUGAUGCAAUGGGAACAGGCGUUAAGUCUGGCACAGAAAUUGAAACCUGAUGAAAUUCCUUUUAUCGCCAGAGAAUAUGCUCAACAAUUAGAAUUCACCGGGAAUUAUCCAAAGGCUCUAACAAAUUAUGAACGUGGUUUGGUUGACUACAACACUUCGUCUACCUUGGUAGCACAAAAUCCCCAUCACCGAAACCAGUGUUUGGCAGGAAUAGCGAGGAUGUCUAUUAGAUGCGGUGACAGUAGAAAAGGUGUCGGGAUAGCGCUGGAUAACGAAAGUUCGAGACUUCUGCGAAAGGAGUGUGCCGAGAUUCUGGAAUCAAUGAAACAAUUUAACGAAGCUGCGCUGUUAUACGAGAGAGCUGAAUACUUCGACAAAGCUGCCUCCGCGUACAUAAAAUUAAAGAAUUGGCAUAAAGUAGGUCAGCUUCUGCCGCAAAUAUCAUCAGCAAAAAUUAACAUACAAUAUGCGAAGGCCAAAGAGUCCGAGGGUAAAUACGAGGAAGCUGCGAAAGCAUAUGAAACCGCUAAAGAUUAUGACAAUAUAAUCAGAAUCAAUCUGGAACAUUUAAACAAUCCUGCUCGCAGUGUUGAAGUUGUUCAGCAAACGAAAAGUAUAGAAGGUGCAAAGAUGGUUGCGAAAUAUUUUCAAAAAAUGAACGAUUACAACGCAGCUAUUAAGUUCCUUAUUCUAUCGAACUGUCACGACGAAGCCUUUCAACUGGCUAAUCAGCACGGCAAAAUGGAACUGUACGGAGAGAUCUUGGUAAAUACAAUCGAAGACACUAAUGUUCGCAAGGAAGAUUUUAAAAGCCUCGCGAUGCACUUUGAAUCCCAGAAGAACAAUCUUUUAGCUGGAAAGUACUAUUUCCACGCCAAAGAGUAUCAGAAAGCUCUGCGGCAUCUAUUAAAAGCUGCUCAACUAGUGCCAGAUGAUGACAGAGCGAUUACUUAUGCCAUAGACACUGUCGCAUCUUCUAAGGAGGAUAAAUUAGCUAAUCAAUUAAUAGAUUUCUUGUUAGGGGGGGAUGGAUUACCAAAGGAUCCGAAGUAUCUUUUCCGCUUGUACAUGGCUAGGAAACAGUACAAAGAGGCGGCUAAGACGGCGAUCAUUAUUGCAAAUGAAGAACAAAUUAAUGGAAAUUACAGAAACGCUCAUGACGUACUGUUUGGAAUGUAUCAAGAGUUGAAAAGAAAUAAAAUUACAAUACCGUUAGAAAUGCAAACUAAUCUAAGGCUCUUGCACUCUUACAUCCUGGUAAGGUUGCACGUGAAGAGAAGUGACCACUUGCGAGGCGCCCGGAUGCUAAUAAGAGUAGCACACAACAUAUCAAAAUUUCCAUCACAUAUCGUACCAAUAUUAACUUCGACUGUAAUAGAAUGCCAUAGAGCGGGCUUGAAGAGUGCGGCUUUCAAUUUUGCCGCUAUGCUGAUGCGUCCCGAGUAUCGAGAACAGGUCGACGCGAAAUAUAGCAAAAAGAUCGAAGCAAUUGUGAGGAAACCACCACGAGCGAAGGAUGUCGAGAACGAAGAUGAGCUUCUCACUCCGUGCCCGUACUGCAAGAGCAGAGUUCCCGAGACUGAAGUAACCUGUGAUAAAUGCAAGAAUACCAUACCUUUCUGUAUUGCGACGGGACGACAUAUCGUGGAGGAUGAUUUUACGGUAUGUCCCCAAUGUGAUUUCCCUGCCAUUAGAAGUGAAUUUUUAAGGAUCAUUGAAUCUGAAGAAAUUUGUCCAAUGUGCUCAGAGAGAGUUGGGUCAGAGGCUGUCUCAUCUGUCACUGAUAUCCAUCCGUAUCUAGACUUUCAAGAGGAAAAGACGAUUAUAAAGGCCUAAUUUCUACAUAUUAGAAAUAGAAUAUAUUUGUGUUAGUGUACAAAAACCGAAUUUAUAGUCUAACUUACACAAAUUAGGAAACACUUUAGCUGUAUAGAAAUCCGCAUUUUUACUGCACACAUGAAAUGUGCCUUGUUUAUUGUGUGCCUUAGGUAAGUAAAUAUGAUCCACAUGUCAACAGAUGGUACUUCGUAAAAUAGUUUCAGAUAUUAGUGAUAGUAAGUGGGAUAUUUCGAUUGACUCGAGAGCAGUAAAACAACAGUAUUCUCAACGCAAACGGUGCCGUCCAUUAUGAGUACAAUUUAUUUGAGUACAAGAUAAGAGGUACAUAAUCUCAUUAUAUUAUAUAUAUAUAUGUAUAAAGAAUCAAUGUUAUAUAUCUAUGUGUCAUUUGCUCUGCAAGCCAUGCUUUAAUGUAGAUAUUGGUAUAAACGUAAAAUAUAAAAUGAUUCAACUCUGGUAUAACGCUUUACAAUCUUUUUGAAAACUCAAACUGCUGUGUGAAGUUGUCUCGUACCGAUCGGUAUCGAUAGAACCAAUCGUAACUUCGAAUAUAAUUUCAAUCGUAGAGUUCAAUUUCGACGGCAAUUUAGUGGCAAAUGUAAAUUAUUGCUAUCAAUGAUAAAAAGUCGACAUGAUCAAAGCAGAAUAUUGCAAAAACAAAAAAUGACAUCUGGUCAAUUCCUGUCGCCUAUUUGUCAUUAAACUGUGACACGAAGUUGCAAUAGUUUUGCUGUUAAUAUGAACGUAGCAUCUAAGAAUCUUUUACAAGUGCAAAUUCAUAUAUUUUGUUCACAUGUUUUCAGUAACGAUUUUGCAAUUUUGAUUGCCAAAUGUUAGACAUGGACAGUUAAAACGCUAGAAAACAAAAUUAUAACACUUGUGAUUAAAUUCUUGUAGUUAGACAACCAACUUUAACUUUAUUACCUUGCUAGAUCUGUUUUCUAACUUUUGUUACGUAAACUUUAUCCUGACUGCAUUUGCAUUAUAUGUUUCUUCUGCUAAAUAUAUCGGAAGCAAAAAAGUAUGCGAACACAGUAUUGUCUCAUGACUGGCAUAAUUUUACCAGUGAAUAACCUUCAAGUUCUUGUAUUCAAAUUCGAUGGAAUAUAUAUUUAAGCGCCACAUGUCGGUGCAGCAUGACUUUGAAGAAUCGACACGCAUAAUAAUGCGUGUUCAUCAUGAAUUCCGUUACAUAGUUGUUACAAUAUACUUAUAAAAGAAUUCUAGAGUAAAACGAAUCAAUAUUGCCG
Molecule: messenger RNA, 5553 nt
Organism: Harpegnathos saltator (Jerdon's jumping ant)
Lineage: Eukaryota; Metazoa; Arthropoda; Insecta; Hymenoptera; Formicidae
Gene: Oseg6
Product: intraflagellar transport protein Oseg6
Exons: 20
Coding region: 191-4300 (1369 amino acids)
Biological process (GO): intraciliary retrograde transport; cilium assembly
Cellular component (GO): intraciliary transport particle A; cilium
Molecular function (GO): protein binding
Source: RefSeq, a predicted model, not a curated record